CAACUCGCCACGACAACAAUAAACAUUUAAACUUUUAUAAAAAUGUUUCGCAGAUGUUUUAAAUGAUACAGACAGAUAUUCAGGAAGAUCAGAGAUAGUAGGAAACACAAUGAGUACCAGAGGGAAAGUACAAGAACGCGAAUUUAUUACUGUCGCUAUACCAGGGAAUUAUGAUAAUGAUAAAAAUAGACGAGGAAAGAUCUCUUUGUGGAGGAGAUGGAAAAGACUCACCUCAUUUGAAAAGACAAUUAUCAUUUGCUUCGCACUCCUUCUUAGCAUUGGUGGAUAUAAAUUUCACAAAGACUUCCAUUUUACAUACACAGAAAAUCUCGACUCAAACCAAGGACAUCAACCACAUGUCCUGCCAAUACAGGCAGCAUUCGAGAAUGAAAAGGAGUCCAAAUUUGUGAAGAGACCAAAUUUGGUACCGUUAGUCAAAAAGAAAGGGCCACCAAAAAAGAAAUUAGACAUUGGUUAUAGUGAGCGACUUGAUGAAUUGGAUAGAAGAAAAAAUGCUAAAAAGUCAGUUGAGAUUGAUAAUCAUAAGAAAAUAGAAAUCAUAAAUCCAAAUGGGAACAGAAGGCAUGGCAAGGUUAAGCAAUCAAAUAAUAUUGAACCAGUUCAAGAGAAUCAAGAACAACAGUCGCAAGGUGAACAUCAGAAAGAACAAAACAACAUAGAAGCUGCUGAUGUAAAAGUUGAAAACAAUCAAAAGGAUUCUGUUUCUGAAAAAGGUGAUCUACUAAGAAUUCCCCAAUCAUCUGAACAUAAUUCGAAGCAAAAAGCUGUAGUGGAUGCUUUCAAACAUGCUUGGAAAGGGUACAAGGCUUACGCGUGGGGGAAAGAUGAACUUCGGCCACUAUCUCGAGGAUAUAGCACAUGGUUUGAUAUUGGAUUAACCAUAGUUGAUUCAUUGGAUACAAUGUGGAUCAUGGAUUUGAAACAGGAAUUUAAUGAAGCACGAGAUUGGGUCAAAGAUUCACUUCAUUUUGAUAAAAAUAGAUAUGUCAAUCUAUUUGAGGUGACAAUUCGAGUUUUGGGAAGUCUGUUAAGUACACAUCAUUUAACUGGUGAUAAAGAAUUCUUGAAUAAAGCUGUCGAACUAGGCAACAAGUUAAUGCCAGCAUUCCAAACUGCAUCCGGUGUUCCAUAUGCUGAUGUCAAUUUACUGUCAGGAGAAGCCAAAGGCCCAGACUGGUCAUCAUAUAGUACCACAUCUGAAGUAACAACCAUACAACUAGAGUUUAGAGAAUUAUCACGGGUGUCUGGUGAGCCAAAAUUUAAGGAAGCUGUGGAGAAAGUUAGCCGACAUUUUCACAAUUUGGAUAAGCCGAAUGGUCUGGUUCAAAUUUAUGUCAGCCCACAUAAUGGUCAUUUACAAUCAGGUGGUACCAUUACACUGGGUGCCAGAGGUGAUAGUUAUUAUGAAUAUCUCCUCAAACAAUGGUUGCAAGGGGGGAAGAAGGAAAGAAAUUUAUUGGAUGAUUACAACGAGUCAAUGAAAGGUGUCAUGGACAGACUCGUUCGAAAAUCUUCUCCAAACAAACUCACCUACAUUGGUGAAUUACUCCAAGGAUCAGAAUUCAGUCCUAAAAUGGACCAUUUGGUAUGUUUCAUGGCUGGUAAUUUAGCCUUGGGCUAUCAUAAUGGCUUAGAUGAAAGUCACUUAAAGUUGGGCAAAGAAUUAAUGGAAACAUGUUAUGAAAUGUACGCUCGCAUGUCAACCGGGUUGAGUCCAGAAAUUGCGUACUUUAACACAGCCGGAAAUGAUCGUGACGACAUUAUUGUAAAGCCUCUCGAUGCUCACAAUCUUCUCCGGCCAGAAACAGUGGAAUCUUUAUUUCUUUUACAUCGCAUAACUGGGGAUAAGAAAUACCAGGACUACGGCUGGAAAAUAUUUCAGGCUUUUGAAAAACAUACAAAAAUUGAAGGCGGUGGAUAUUCUUCGAUAAAAAACGUGAAAGAUGCUCAUAAACCAGGUUACCGUGACAAGAUGGAAAGCUUUUUUCUGGGCGAGACUUUGAAAUACUUAUUUCUCUUGUUUGGUGACACUGAGAUUAUUCCUUUGGAUAAAUAUGUUUUCAAUACUGAGGCUCAUCCAUUGCCAAUAUGGAAGAAUUAAAUUAGGUUAAAUUUUAUUUAGUGUACGUAUAUGUACGUGAGUAUUUGUGAA
Molecule: messenger RNA, 2173 nt
Organism: Dendronephthya gigantea
Lineage: Eukaryota; Metazoa; Cnidaria; Anthozoa; Malacalcyonacea; Nephtheidae
Product: endoplasmic reticulum mannosyl-oligosaccharide 1,2-alpha-mannosidase-like
Exons: 7
Coding region: 110-2122 (670 amino acids)
Biological process (GO): N-glycan processing; carbohydrate metabolic process
Cellular component (GO): endoplasmic reticulum; membrane
Molecular function (GO): calcium ion binding; mannosyl-oligosaccharide 1,2-alpha-mannosidase activity
Source: RefSeq, a predicted model, not a curated record